Molecule: messenger RNA, 1885 nt
Organism: Nerophis lumbriciformis (worm pipefish)
Lineage: Eukaryota; Metazoa; Chordata; Actinopteri; Syngnathiformes; Syngnathidae
Gene: raly
Product: RALY heterogeneous nuclear ribonucleoprotein
Cellular component (GO): nucleus
Molecular function (GO): RNA binding
Source: RefSeq, a predicted model, not a curated record
UUCACCAGCAGAGGAGCAGCUCUCCUCUUCUUCCUCUCCUGCGUGCAAAGGUCUCAGGAUGUCGCUGAAUGUGCCGACCAGCAACGUGACCAACAAAACCGACCCCAAGUCCAUCAACUCGCGGGUGUUUAUCGGCAACCUCAACACGGCGGUGGUGAGCAAGUCAGACGUGGAGAACAUUUUCUCCAGGUACGGCCGCGUGCUCGGCUGCUCCGUACACAAGGGCUACGCCUUCGUCCAGUACGCCAACGAGAAGCACGCCAUGGGCGCCGUCGCUGGCGAGAACGGUCGGGUGCUGGCAGGGCAGACGCUCGACAUCAACAUGGCGGGAGAGCCUAAACCCAGCAGGGACAAAACCACAAAGCGACCGUCUUCUUCACACUACAGCACCUACGACUUGGACUACGAGCACUUCAGAGACGACUUGUACAAUGAGAUGUUGUCUUCACGUGGAGGCUUAAAAUUGCUGAUGGAGUACGGUGGUCAAGUGUUGCCAGACGCGCGAUUGGUGCCAGUCAAAGGCCUGCGGGUGGCGCCCCCUUUCGUCCGUCGGCUCACAUCUCUCCCAGUUAGAACGCUGCCGCGUAACGCAAACAUGCUUCCUGGCGGUAAGCACAGACCAGUCAGAGGAGUCCAACUGCGGGCCAUCAAGUCCCAGCUGACUCAGAUUAAAGACCACAUUGAAGCUUUGCUGCGACGACUGGACCGCAUCGCUAAAGACGCACACCUCAGCUGCACAGAAAAGAGGACGUCGUUGCAGCGAUACAGCGAGGAGGGGGUUUGGCAGGGAGAGGAAUGUAGCUUGGAUGUUGAAGAAGCUGAUGAGGAGGACGCGGAUCCACGGCCGGGCAGCGAGGGCGACGAGGAAGAGGACAUGCAAGGCGACAACCACAUGGUGCAUCCAAAACUUCUAUACAUUCAUCAACUAUUUGUUUUUUUGUUUUGUUUUUAAACAAGGGCAUGGGUUUCCAAAGUGUAGCAAACGGCCCUCGAUGUAUUAUAGAAAUACAAUUAUUCUUAUGAGUCUUCAAGUCAACGUUGCGCAUCAGUCUCUACAGUGGAUGCUAAAAAAAAAUAUCAAUAAAAUACAUGCAAAAAGUGUACUGUCCCCCCACAGUACAUGUCCAUCCAAAACAAAAAUGUGGACAUGAAGCAACAAGAAGCUAAUAUUCUUGUGGAAUUCUGAGCAUUGAUUUUGUGAUUUGAGAAAAAUUGUCAUUAAUCUUGCGUCCACUAAAUUGGACAUACAGUACGUUGCUGGCUAUAGAUAGAUAGAUAGAUAGAUAGAUUGUACUUUAUUGAUACCUUCAGGAGAGUUCCCUCAGGAAAAUUUCAAUUCCAGCAGCAGUGUACAGAAUUGAGAACAAAUUUAAAAAGUAAAUAAUGGGGAUAUAAAUGGAAAUAAAAUAUAACAAUAAGAAUAAAAAUAAAAAGCAACAAUAAGAAUACAAAUAUAACAGUAAAAAUAAGAAUAUAACAAGAGAAACUAGGCAGUAGUGACCAUGUUAUAACAAUGUUUUUUAUUGUUUUGCAUCCCCUAUCAUCCGAGUACCCCACUCCCCCCCAGAGAGGAGCUGUACAGUCUGAUGUGGGACAAAGGAGUUUUUUAGUCUAUUACAUUUUGACUGCCGUAUGUAUAGUUUUGCUGCGACUCUGUUGUUUUUUGACAAUACUUCAUCCGCAGUAACUUUAGAGCGCAAAUCAAUCAAUUUAUGUCAUUAAAAUUGUAAAUGUCCUGGUUAAAAUGCAGCCAUUUUUUGUGGACUAUCAUGUUUCUCAAACAAUAUUUUUUAAGUCAGAAGGUUUUUGCAACACUGUCCAUCUAUCGACGCAUUGUUAGAUAUCAUUAAAAAAACAUAUUAAAAGUGAAUGGCAAAGGCAAGGC